Messenger RNA from Wyeomyia smithii (pitcher-plant mosquito), 1035 nucleotides. RefSeq lists its product as uncharacterized. Lineage: Eukaryota; Metazoa; Arthropoda; Insecta; Diptera; Culicidae. The coding region runs from base 1 to 1035 and encodes 344 amino acids. The record is from RefSeq and is a predicted model, not a curated record. The transcript has 2 exons. Gene Ontology annotation, molecular function: nucleic acid binding.
AUGUCUAACAUGAUUACGCAAACAGUAUUUCAUCAACAUGCUUUGCCCAACACCGUUUAUCAUGCGUUAUACGGCUAUUACUUCCUGGGAAUAUCCAGAACGGAACUUGCACAAAUAUACGGAAAAUCUAUAUCAACUAUAGGCAAUUGGAUAAUUAAAUAUGAACAUGACGGAGUAUACAAACGAAAGCAGAGAUUACAGGUUUACAAAAAAUUCAGUAUUGAAAAAAGACACUGGAUUGUUGAACUCUUCAAUCGAGAACUCAUACUGUUUUUGGAUGAAGCGAAACAUAGAUUCUACCAAAAGUUUUUCGUUUCCAUCAGUGCAUCAUCAAUAUGUAUCAUUCUUCAUGAAGCAGGCAUGACGUGGAAAUGUAUAGAGCGAAGAGCCAUACAAAUUCGGGAGGAUGAAAUUACGAGGUUCAUUCGAGAGUUAUUAUCCAUUCCUUGGGAUCUCAGUAAUCUCGUUUUCUUGGACGAAGUAAGCUUCGACAAUCGCGAUAUGCUGCGCAAAAAGGGAUAUGGUGUGGUAGGGAAAAAAUUUAUUUUUCGCGGUGAAUUCUACAGAAAACCACGAGUAUCGUUCCUGUGUUUUCUCGGCGUUGGUGGAAUGAUUGACAGUUUCUGGACCGAUGGAACUUUUAACAGAUUAAAGUUUUUUGAUUGUUGCCGAAAGUUUGCCCUGAUGAAUAAAGAGGUACAUGAAUAUCCGGGUUUACACUCUAUCUGGAUUAUGGACGGUGCAAGGAUCCAUUGUGAUGCAAAUAUGAUACGCUACCUUCGAUCGAUUGGCAUAAUUCCGAUAUUUUUACCACCGUAUUGUCCAUUUUUUAAUCCAAUCGAGAUUGUAUUUGGACUUAUGAAGAGACUAUUGAGAAAAGAGCAUCUUGAAGGUUCUCCGAUCCUCUCUGAUAUUUGCGAUGUAGUUACCCGUUUCAGAAUAUUCCCAGCGACAAAAAUUUUUGAGCACUGUGGUUACCUUCCGGGUGGUACAUUUCUGCCAGAAAAUGGAUUGCGUCAUGAAAUAAUUAGAUAA